Wasmannia auropunctata (little fire ant) is the source of this 3122-nucleotide messenger RNA. It is a transcript of the gene Rop, whose product is annotated as protein ROP. The record is from RefSeq and is a predicted model, not a curated record. Gene Ontology annotation, cellular component: plasma membrane; secretory granule. The coding region runs from base 49 to 1803 and encodes 584 amino acids. The transcript has 11 exons. Gene Ontology annotation, molecular function: syntaxin binding. Gene Ontology annotation, biological process: neurotransmitter secretion; vesicle-mediated transport; intracellular protein transport. Lineage: Eukaryota; Metazoa; Arthropoda; Insecta; Hymenoptera; Formicidae.
CGCGCGCGUCGCCAUCUGGCGAACGAGCUGACAGUCAGUCCUGUCAAAAUGGCGCUCAAGGCACAAGUCGGUCAAAAGAUUAUGAACGAGGUGAUCAAGCAAAAGAAGAAGACAACAGGUGGGGUAGAAUGGCGGAUCUUGGUGGUGGAUCAGCUUGCCAUGAGAAUGGUGUCCGCCUGCUGCAAGAUGCACGAUAUCAGCGCUCAGGGUAUCACCCUGGUGGAGGAUAUCAAUAAGAAGCGCGAACCUCUGCCGACGAUGGAGGCCAUUUACCUCAUCACGCCUUGUAAUCCGUCGGUGCAGAAAUUGAUCGACGACUUUAGUAACCCGACGAGAACCAUGUACAAAGUCGCCCACGUAUACUUCACGGAAGUAUGCCCGGAGGAGCUGUUCAAUGAAAUCUGCAAGUCUCUUGCCGCUAAAAAGAUCAAAACCCUCAAAGAGAUCAACAUCGCAUUCUUGCCGUACGAAUCGCAGGUCUUCUCGUUGGACUCAAGCAAAACUUUCGCUUGCUUUUACGACCCUUCGUUCUUUGACGUGAGGUCAGCCGAUAUGGAACGUAUUGCCGAACAAAUCGCGACACUCUGCGCCACACUUGGAGAAUAUCCGUCAGUUAGAUAUCGCAGUGACUUCGAUCGCAAUGUUGAACUCGCUCAAAUGGUGCAACAGAAGCUAGAUGCGUAUAAGGCUGAUGAACCAACAAUGGGAGAAGGACCUGAGAAAGCUCGCUCUCAGCUAUUGAUUCUAGAUAGAGGAUUUGAUUGCGUCUCACCUUUGUUACACGAACUCACCCUGCAAGCCAUGGCAUAUGACUUGCUUGACAUUGAUAAUGAUGUCUACAAGUUUGAGGCAACAGCAGGUCAAGAAAAAGAAGUAUUAUUAGAUGAAAACGAUGAUUUAUGGGUAGAACUCAGGCAUCAACAUAUCGCCGUAGUGUCUCAGAACGUGACUAAAAAUUUGAAAAAGUUUACAGAAUCAAAAAGAAUGCCGCAGGGUGAUAAGCAAAGUAUGCGAGACCUGUCGCAGAUGAUCAAAAAGAUGCCGCAAUAUCAAAAAGAACUGAGCAAAUAUGCUACGCAUUUACAAUUAGCCGAAGACUGCAUGAAGCGUUAUCAGGGAAAUGUAGAUAAGCUUUGUAAAGUGGAGCAAGACUUGGCCAUGGGUACAGAUGCAGAAGGCGAACGUAUUAAAGAUCAUAUGAAGAAUAUUACACCGAUUUUACUUGAUCAGACUGUGAAUCAUUUGGACAAAUUACGCAUCAUAGCUUUAUAUGUCAUCAGCAAAAACGGCAUCAGCGACGAGAACCUUAACCGUUUGAUUCACCAUGCCCAAAUAUCUAUUGAUGACAAACAGACUAUUGUCAAUAUGGCAAAUCUCGGCAUCAAUGUUGUUGUAGACAGCAGUCGUAAAAAGUUAUAUACGGUACCACGCAAGGAAAGAAUCACAGAGCAAACUUACCAAAUGAGUCGUUGGACACCAGUGAUCAAGGACGUUAUGGAGGAUUCCAUCGAGGAUAAACUUGACUCCAAACAUUUUCCGUUCCUUGCCGGACGUGCUGCCAGUUCGGGAUAUCAUGCCCCAACCAGCGCACGAUAUGGACACUGGCAUAAAGACAAAGGUCAACAGACCAUCAAAAAUGUUCCUCGUUUGAUCGUUUUUAUAGUCGGUGGAGUGUGCUUCUCUGAAAUUCGAUGUGCAUACGAAGUUACAAACGCAUUAAAAAAUUGGGAAGUCAUAAUCGGUGCAUCCCAUAUAAUUACACCGAAGUCAUUCCUGAGCGACUUAAGUAAAUUACACUCCUAAAUGUACAUCUAACAAAGAAGAGAUACCAUUCCUGAAUUCCUUUCCAUCAGUAAUACCAGCUGUGAAGCCAUGAAUAAUCUCGAGUAUGAAAUUAGAGUAUCUAACUAAAAUAACACAAACACAGAGUCAAUUCUUCAAACGUGAGCGUCACAUUUUGGGCAGAAAUAUUAAGCAAGUAUAUCCCGUUGUCAGUUGAAUAACAAUGAAAGUAUUCGUGUAUUAAUCUUCGAGCACGAAGAGUCUUGAUCAGACCGAGUUAUCAAGUGCCUGCGCGAAUACAUAAUUAUCAGAAAUCGUAUGAGAUUUGGCAAUACUAAUAUAGAUUGCACGAAAUUGUAUAAUGUAUAUCGAGCCGUUAGCGAAGCUCUAGAGAUAUAUUCAUGAUCGUUCUCCUUUAUCGGUAAUAAAAGGGAAUUCGAAGAUCUAUGUGCAUCAUAGAGAAGGAACGUGAUAUUCUUGUAUAUUUCUCGUUAUUAGUAUUUUGUAUUAUUUUUUUUCCUCGUUGAAACUCUUACCGUGUUCAAACAUCUUAAAUGUAAAUCGUUUUCGUUUGUCAAGCAUACUACUUUAAAAAAAAAAUUCUAUUGUAAUAGAAACAUGAUAGAAAUAUUGCAUUUCACUCUAUUCUCUUUAACUAUAUUAUCGAUGUAUACAAAAUUAUUUAUUCGAUAUUAUUUCAUAAAUUUAUUAAUUAAUGGUAUUAAAUGUAAAAUAAAAUCGCUAGAUGUAUAGCCCGACGCUUGUUCUUCCUUUGUUAACUUAUUGCUUUAUAGUAUCUAUACUGUCAUCGUUUUACGCACUCUUCAGUUAACCAAUUGCCAAUUCAGAUGCUACUUUUAAUAUAAUGUAAUAAAAUAAGUAUAUAAUAUAUUCACGAUAUAUAUAACGUUCAGCUCUCUGACAAAUUCGAUUAGUGACUACUUCUGUUGAAUGUAACACAGAUACAACAAUUAUAAUAUAACAAUGUAUGUAUGUACGUAACGCAAGAUCUAUGGCAAUCGUUGUUUUUUUGCGAUUGGUAAAGAAGCGAUUAGAAGCUUGCGCUUGUCGAUGAAUAAUUAAUAAUUAUUAAUGUAAUGUCAAUAAAUGUUGCGAUCUACUAGUGGAGAGAUUAUUACAAAGUUAAACGAUAUUUAUAAAGUAUAUCCUGUUAUAUAUAUAUGUAUGUAGAUUAUAGUCUGAGCAGUUCUAUUAUACUUAUAAAAAAGGCCUACGAUACGCUCUAUUCUUGAGUCUUUUAAUUAUCACUAUGCCACAUCUAUGCCAAUUGAACACAGAAUUAUAUAACAUAGAAUAACAAUAAACACGAAGAAAAAAAA